GGGUUUGUCUCCUCCAGCUUAGAUAGAAAUGAUUACAUAAAAUUUUUUGGGUUUUUUUCCAAUAAAUGAUGUGUACAUCUGACAAAUGAUCUUUGCCAUGUUGUAUUACUCGUCUAUUUCAGGGGUAUUUGGAAAUAUUAUCAUGCCUGCAUGUUAUCUGCUGAACAUGACAGUCAACCACAACUGGUCUCCACAGUAUGUCCUCACUAGUGUUUAUACUGCACAGUUAGUUUAUGUUUCCCUAAUAUUAAAUAUGACGCCAGGAUGGAGAGCCUUUAUGUUCUUCAUGUACCUCUCACCAUGUGAACCUCUUCUAAAAGCAAACACGUGAUCAUGUUUCCUUAUUAGGGCACACAGUGUCACUUCAAGUUAGCCAAUCAAACGUAGUCCUGUCUGUAAAGAGUGGAGUAACUAUCGAUAUACUGUCAUUCAGCACAGACAUUUGAACACGAUGACAUCUCCAAACUUUGUUUUCUAUCUGACAUGCCUGUUCUUGGGGAAAAUGGCUCAGGUGUCCAAUCUGAAAUUGUCCUCAUCUGUGAACCAAGAGAGUGGUUUUCUAUCAGUUAAUGUUGGGGAAAAGCUGUCUUUACAAUGUUUCCAUGAAGUUGAUGUUUCAUCAUGGCUGUACUGGUAUAAACAAACUCUGGGACAGAAACCAAGGCUCAUCUCUACCUUCUAUGUGCACGACAUAAAUGGCACUUUUUAUGAUGAAUUCAAGAACAAUCCUCGCUUCACACUCGAUACUGGAAACGGUAAAAAUCACUUGAUGAUCUCAGAUUUACAUCUUUCAGACUCCGCUACUUACUACUGUGCAAGUAGUAUAUCAUACAAAUUUGAAUUUGCAGAAGGAACUGUUGUCAAUGUAAAGGGUUCAGGUUUGAACAUCCAAGCUUCGGUCCAUCAAUCGGCAUCUGAGAGCAUCCAGCCAGGAGGCUCUGUGACUCUGAACUGUACAGUACACACUGGGACCUGUGAUGAUGGAAAUCACAGUGUUUACUGGUUCAAAAACUCUCAAGAAUCUCAUCAAGGAAUCAUUUACACACAUGGAGGCAGGAAUGAUCAGUGUGAGAGGAACAACAACACACAAACACAGACCUGUGUCUACAACUUGCCAAUGAAGAGUCUGGAUCUUUCUCAUACUGGAACCUACUACUGUGCUGUCGCCGCAUGUGGACAGAUACUGUUUGGAAACGGGACCAAGCUGGACGUUGGCUGUAGACUCUCCUGUCUUGGUGUAUUUCUUGAGUGGAGCUUUGGCGUUCACCACCAUCCUCAGUGUUUUACUGGCUUUCUCAGUGUACAAGAUGAAGAGAAGCAGCUUACAAUCUGCAGAGUCUCAAGCAACAUUUUCAGCUUCCUCCACAACAAAUGGCGAGGGUUACCAACACACAGACAACCUGCAUUAUGCUGCUUUAAGUGUGAACCUGCCCAACAGACCAAGAAGAGCGAGGAACAACACCAAGAAUGAAUGUGUGUACUCCAGUGUAAAGCAGUAGAAUUACAUGUUACAU
Molecule: messenger RNA, 1514 nt
Organism: Thunnus maccoyii (southern bluefin tuna)
Lineage: Eukaryota; Metazoa; Chordata; Actinopteri; Scombriformes; Scombridae
Exons: 5
Coding region: 452-1471 (339 amino acids)
Biological process (GO): response to bacterium
Source: RefSeq, a predicted model, not a curated record